This is a messenger RNA of Python bivittatus (Burmese python), 673 nucleotides long. The record is from RefSeq and is a predicted model, not a curated record. NCBI's taxonomy places the organism in Eukaryota, Metazoa, Chordata, Lepidosauria, Squamata, Pythonidae.
CCCGCCCCCGCUGCGGCUCUUCUUCCAGGGUUCCGCCCCCGGGAACAGCAAGAGUACCUGAAAGAGUUGUAUGGCACUGCCAACAAGUACCACUUCCUGCACAGCCUGGCCCUCUUGGCCGUGCCCCAUUGCCGAUACCCCAUGAUGGCUGGGACCAUCCUGUCCACAGGCAUGGGGCUCUUCUGUGGGCCCUUCUAUUACCACGCACUAACGGGAGAGCCUGCCUUCACCCACGUGGCACCCUACGGUGGAAGCCUCCUGAUCCUUGGCUGGCUGGCCUUGGCUCCCUGACAGCCCCUCCCCAAUCUCCACGUUGUCCCCCAGCCCUGGGCGAGCCAGGAGCAUCUGCUUUGCCUUUGGACACCUCCCCUCUGCAGGACGGGCCAAGAGGAGCUCCUGCCUGCACGGGGUCGGGGGGGCCUCUGGGCCAAGACUGGAGCGGCUUCUCUUCGGGGCCUGUCCGAAACCUGCGCUGGGGUUGAAUUCUCGAAGGGCUGAGGCCUCUCUCUUUUUAAUGAAAAUCUCAGUUGUUAUAAUGGAUGGAGAUUUGUGACGGGAAGGGAACGGAUCGCAUUAAGCCAUGGAUGUUGGCUUUGCUAGAAUGUACAGUAUGAUGCAACUUUAAUCAUUGUUUACAUGACUUUAAUAAAUGAACUUGAUUUUACUUAUUCAA